This is a messenger RNA of Arabis nemorensis, 1890 nucleotides long. The record is from the annotation of a GenBank genome assembly. NCBI's taxonomy places the organism in Eukaryota, Viridiplantae, Streptophyta, Magnoliopsida, Brassicales, Brassicaceae.
AUGUCGUCGGCUCACGGCAGAUUUCCGGCGAGUCCACCGGUUUCUUUAUCUCCGGCGUCUUCCUCGUCCCCGAGUUCUCAAUCUCCGACGACUCCUGAUCUGAAACAAAGAGUCAUCGCUUGUCUCAACAAGCUCGCCGACCGUGACACCUUAGCUCUCGCCACGGCGGAGCUUGACUCAAUCGCUAGAAAUCUCACUCACGAUUCCUUCUCUUCCUUCCUCAACUGCAUCCACAACACCGACUCUUCCUGUAAAUCUCCGGUGAGGAAACAGUGCGUUGCUCUCUUAUCCCUUAUGUCUCGUUACCACGGCGAUUCUCUCUCUCCUCAUCUCUCUAAGAUGGUUUCCACCGUCAUCCGCCGGCUCCGAGAUCCGGAUUCCUCCGUACGCUCCGCUUGCGCCGCCGCAACCGCCGAUAUAUCGUCUCACGUCACGAAGCAACCGUUUUCCUCCGUCGCGAAACCGCUCAUCGAGACGUUGAUACAGGACGGAGAUUCGAACGCGCAGAUCGGAGCGGCGUUGUGCUUGGCGGCGUCAGUGGAAGCAGCGACGGAUCCGGAGUCGGAGCAAUUGAGGAAAUCGUUGCCUAAGAUUGGAAAGCUGCUUAAGAGCGACGGUUUUAAGGCUAAAGCGGCGUUGUUGAGUGCCGUCGGAAGUAUAAUUACCGCCGGUGGUGCGGGAACUAAACCUGUUUUGGAUUGGUUAGUUCCGGUUUUGAUUGAAUUUCUGAGUAGCGAGGAUUGGGCGGCGAGGAAAUCUGCGGCGGAGGCAUUGGGUAAAGUUGCGACGGAGGAAGAAUUAGCAUCGCAGUACAAGAAAGCUUGUACGGUGGCUCUUGAUAGUAGAAGAUUUGAUAAGGUGAAAAGUGUGAGAGAAACUAUGAACCGAACAUUGAAUCAGUGGAAACAAGUCUCAAAUGAUUCCGAAGAAGCCUCUUUAUCUCCAUCUAGAUCUUCCACUGAUGAUGGUAGCAUGGGAUGCUGUGUCACGAGAGGUUCGACCAUUGAAGUGGGGUUUAAAUCAGCUAGACCAAAGAAAGUAAAGCCUAUAAUCAAGAGGUCCCCAUCUUUGCCUGUGAAUAGAUCAAAUGCAGGAACUAGACAAAAGGAGAAUCUUCCAAAACGAAAUCAAGGGAAUAUGACCAUGUUAGUAGCAGCAGCUUCUAGUGUGGAUAACAAGGGACCACAGUUUCCGCCGGUAAAUAGUAAAGGUGUAGAAUCGGAAGAGAAGGCAAACUCAGGGGGACCAGAUAUAAUCAAACAUACUAUCUCUGAGAAAAGCCGGGAAGAUAAAGUACAUGGCUUUGGUGGUUUGAGGUCUGGCUCAAGGGUUGCACCUUGCAGUGACGAUGGAGAUUCUGUAGCCAAUAAUGGUAAAGACGAUGUUGAUGAGAGCAAGAAAGACAGCGAGGAACUUUAUUUGAUACGCGAACAGCUUGCUCUGAUUGAGAACCAGCAGUCCAGUCUCUUAGACCUACUUCAGAAAUUUAUGGGAAGCUCACAGAGUGGCAUCCAGUCUCUGGAGUCUCGCGUCAGCGGUCUAGAGAUGGCUUUGGAUGAAAUUUCAUGCGAUCUUGCGGUUUCAAACGGGAGAGUCCCUAAGAAUAGUGGCUGUGCAGGAGACAGUUGUUCCAAACUACCUGGUACGGAAUUCUUAAGUCCAAAGUUCUGGAGAAAAACCGAGGAGAGACCAGUGCAAACACGGAUCAGAGACGCAGUCUGCGAAGUCCCUGUGCACGAGAGCAGUGUUGGCCAGGGGAUGCAAGAACCAACAGAAGUGAACAAGGGUCAAAGGGGAGGAUCAGGUUUCCAAAAGAGAGCACCAAGAAACCAUUUUCAAGACUCAAUGCACACAACACUACAUAAACCAACCACGAGAUUAUCAACUUGA